Molecule: messenger RNA, 4996 nt
Organism: Mytilus californianus (California mussel)
Lineage: Eukaryota; Metazoa; Mollusca; Bivalvia; Mytilida; Mytilidae
Product: WD repeat-containing protein on Y chromosome-like
Exons: 1
Coding region: 178-3645 (1155 amino acids)
Molecular function (GO): calcium ion binding; protein binding
Source: RefSeq, a predicted model, not a curated record
UCUGCGAUGCAAUCUCAGAACUCUGUAGAGCAACGUUCUAGCGUAAUUGUCUUAACGUCAGAUUUAUUUCCUUAGCAACAGAUAUAAUGGAGGUUACGUGAAGUCACCGACCGCAAUUAUAUGAUAGACAUCAACACUUUGAGACUUUGAUGACUAAUAAUACACUGUUCAUUCACAAUGUCGUCGGUAAAUUUGCCGCCAAUUAAGAACCAUGUUAAAUUCACUAAAUCCACCAAAUCAUUCUCAGCUCUUGAUACUGAGAACGUUAGUAAAAGUAGACGGAAAUCAGGAGUAAAGAAAAGCAAAGAAUUUGAUCCCGAUAAAAUUGCAGCAGAAGUUCGGUAUGCGGAACUGCAAUCAAUAUUUGGUAAUGCAGAAGAUGGUUUAAACAUAAAAGAGUUUAAAAGAGCAAUGAGGGACACUCUCGGUAACAAAAUGACGGAUGAUGAAAUUGAGCUUCUCUUCAUGAAGGUAGAUGCUAAUUGUGACGGAGUGGUUGAUUGGGAGGAAUAUGUAACAUAUAAUCUAUUAGAAUAUCAAGGGAAGUUACUGAUGAAAGAAAUGAUGAAAGAAAUACCUUUUCCCCACGAACUCAAAGAAAUUCCGAGUCGUCACCGAGAGGUAAUUGUUUCGAUUCUAUUUUACCCGAACGUGCGGAGACGAGACGGUCGCUGUUAUAUAGACCAUACAAAUGGUAGGUAUGUUACGAUCAGCAAGGAGGGACUUUUGUCAAUUUGGAACGUGCAUAUGAAGUUUGUCACAAGCUAUAAUACAAUAUCGGAGAUUGGAGAGAGAGCAACACAGCCAUGGUUGAUCGAUUUGGCGUGCAUUUACAAUGUAGGAAUGGUAGCAAUUUCGUCAACAGACCGUGACAUUACUGUUUUUGAUCUAAAAGGAAACAAUUUUAGGAAAAAAUAUCAUCUGAUAGGACUGGAUGACUGUAUAACGUGCAUGCAUUACUGGGUAGACUUAAAUGAUAUGAACGAAUCAAAACUCCUUUGGGGAGACACGUCGGGAAGCGUUUGUGUAAUUGUAUUCAAGCAAUGCCUUCGUGGAGGCCUGUUUGGUUCCUUUGGUGUGAAAAAAGGUGGAUUUAAAAGAAUUAGCUUGCCUGAAGUUAUAAGAGGUUUCUACAAAGGUGCUAGAGGAUAUAGAUUCAACCGAGUACAUACUGAUUGGGUGUUGCGAUUAAGGUAUAUUCCAGAAUUGACCUCCUUCUUGUCUUGCAGUCAAGCUUCCGAAAACUCACUUUGCUUGUACGAAUUCGUAAAGAAAAAGACGAACUCAACCUUUAAGAUCAAUAAGGGAGUCCUUUGUUUUGAUUACUGUCCAGGAAAUAACAUCAUUGUUACUGGUGGCAUGGAUUACUGUAUCCGAGCAUGGAAUCCACAAGUUAAUGCAAAGUCUAUGUAUGUGUUGAAAGGAUACACGAAGCCAAUUAAUCAAGUUGUCAUUAAUUCCCGAAAAGGCCAGAUCAUUGGUAUUGACAAAAAACGUACUAUACGAGUAUUCGAUAUGAAAGACCAAUCAUGUCUUCAGCAUGUUAGUGGUAGAGUAGUCAAACUUGGAAAAACUCCAUUGUCAGCGGUUUACUUAAACCCAGUCUUACAAACAUUAAUCCUAGCUACAAAUCAACUUGCCGUGCUUCAGAAAUCUAACGAGGAUGAAAGGGUUGCAGAAAUCGAGUCCCAUACCAAACCAGUGGUUUGUGUUCUAUAUAACAAACUCUUCAAAUUCGUAGUUAGUGCUUGUCAGGAUUCCGUGAUCAGUGUUUGGGAUCUGUAUACUGGAGAAAAAAUUAUACAUGCUGCCAAUGCACAUGUUCGUGAGCAGAAGGGCAUCGUAGUACCGGUAGAAAUAACAGCAAUGGCAUUUGAUGGUCCACUACGGCGUGUUAUCACUGGGGCUAUGGACGGUAGUAUCAAAGUAUGGAAUUUUAAUAAUGGAAGUUGCCUGCAGACAUUUAACACUCCGGAUGGAUUAGAAAUAACCGGCAUAGUUAGUAUCAAUCAUCGAAUAUUUGCCACUGGUUGGUCGAGGAAGAUGCAUAUUUACAUUGAUGGCAGAGGAGAGGAGCAUCGAAAAGAUUGGAGGCAGAAACACAACGAAGAUAUCUUGUGCAUGUCUUAUUUAAGUCCCAAUAUCAUCGCAACUGGUGCUUACGAUGGCGAUGUGGUUGUGUGGUCACGUGACACUGGACACGUUUACUGUAUCCUAAAUGCAGGAAAGGGGAUAAAGCCAAUUGGAGAUACCAAAACCAAGAAUAGAGAUGGCAGACCAGACACAACCCAAAGCGGAAAAUCAGAAGCUAAAUCAAGUGAAGUAAGUUUUUCGUCUAAUAUAUUUGAGAAUCUUGCUUCAGAAGAAAUGAUGAAAAAGAGAGUAAGAAAAGCGAGUUUUUUACAUAAAAACAAAGACAUGCUAAACAGAGUUAAAGGAAACGUCUUAAUGAAAGACAACAAGUGGUCUCAGAAAAUCGGUCGCUUAGAUGAUACACCAGUAGAACAUCCGUUACUCCCAUUGUAUAGGAACCAAGAAGAUUCACCCGUAGAUGGAACUAACCAGAAACCUCCGAGUAGGGCCUUGAGUAGACGAGAAGAUUAUGACGAACUUUGUAAAAUGUAUGAGUCGUCUAUUGAAUGCAUCUUAUUUUUAGAAUCUCGUGAUAGAGAAAGCGGGGAAACAGCCAUCUUAAUUACGAGCGGAGCAGAAGGAUGGAUUCGUGCGUGGUCAAUUUACCACCCAGGAGGCCUUUUAGGUCAAUUUAAUGCUGCACAUAAAGUAGGAGAAGGUGUACAUACAAUGUGUACUGAUGAAAAAAAUAAUUUUUUAUUCACAGCAGAUAGCUGUGGAUACGUUAAAACGUGGGAUUUGUCAGAAUAUUGCACAAAGAAAGUGCUUACCAAGGCACAAAGGGCAAAGCGAUGGAAAUAUCUUAAUGAGACGUUCAAAUUUGUAAAAUUUUCAUAUUGUUAUGAGCAGCCACCGGAAAUCCUUAUCUCUUCAAACAAAAUGCCAUCCAACAUCAACAACAGACCACCACCAGCAUCUUCGUUGCCAAAGAUAACACUUAAAUGGCCCUUUCUAGUGAACUCAUAUCGGGCACACACAAAAAUAAUCAACAAAAUAGAAUAUGUUGAAGGCGAUAAGCUUCUAAUAACUGCAAGUAGCGAUUGUGCCAUUCGACUUUGGACCAUGAAUGGACUUUAUAUAGGUACGUUUGGUGAAACCUGGGAAUCGAUUCCAAAUAUAUUAAAUCUGAUGCCUACAACAAAAAUCCGUAUUCCAUCUGAUUUGCGUCGAUCAGGUUCGGCCAGUACUUUAAAGGUAUUAAACGGAGGACGUUCAGGAUUAUGGCAGAAAGCACUGGAUGGGGCAAAGAAAAUUAUCCGUGAUAAAGCCGAAGAAGCGGAGUUUGAACAAAAAGUACAAGAUGAUCAGUCACCUGAAACCAAAUCACCAUGUGAUGACGGUGAUGGUCCGGAAACUGCAAGGCCAAUCCCAGCUAGCCGUCCAAAACCCCCCAAAACCGGUGGUGUUUGCAGCGACAUACUGGGAAAAUCAUACAAAAAGACAAUGAGACACAAGAUGCCGCCUAAAAUGGACAAGUUUGUUGAAAUUAAUUCAUCGGUGAGUAACUUUUGACAUUGAUGUGCAUGCGUCGUCAAAAUGAUUAAAAUACUAGUCACAUGAUACUAGUUACGAGUAGUAUACAAAUACUUGUAAAUGAAAAAGUAAGGCAUACAUAGAGGUUUUAGCAGUAUGUAGAUCCAGUUGUAACGGCCUUAAUCCCGAGUCUGAACCGAUCGCUAUUAAUUCUAUAAACAAUAGCUGAAUACAUUUUGUCUAAUUAUUUCAGCAAGAUUAAUAAGAAUAUAAUAAAUGUGUACACUAAUGGGUAAUAAUAGAUUUUAAGCAUUCUGAUUGAAAUUCAGACCUAAAGGCUAUAUUAACUCGCUUGCUAGUAUACAUAUAACGAAAUCUACUAUAUAACAAUAUACCGGUACAUGUAUUAUGUCAAUGAUAGAUAAAACGUACGGAACAUAUACCUUUAUAAUAUCUCAAUUGAAAAACUAAAUAUGAAUAGUUAUAUGUUCGCUGCCAAAUUUCAAAAUAAAUUUGUUCUAAAGGUUUUGUUAACAGAGAAAUGUAUUAUGCAUAAAAAAAAUAAAGAUAAUAUGUCCAGUUGCGUAUUCUCUGAGAUAUACAGGCUGUCUAGAUUUUGCAAAUUGAAAUGUCAACUUCUGAAGCAAUGUUGUCUUCUCCGAACUUUCCUUCGGUAAUCUCUAUUUUAUUUUGCGAUUUGCAAAGAUCUCAGCACACUCUACAACUAGUAUACAUAAAUACUAAUCAUAUUAAAAUAAAAAAAUAACAAUGCAGUGUGAAAUUGUACCGACACCCCUCAACCAUGCACUAUUUUCAAUAUUGAAGUUAAACUUAUUUAUCAGGUCUCUUUUUUCUGCUUUAAUAGAUUGCUGUUUAUCGUUGCCUGCCAUUCUCAGAACUUAACGUGGACAAUGAUCCAGAACAAAUGAAACGUAUAGAUGAAUUAAGAACACUUUAUUUUGGUGGAUCUCUUCUGUCUAGAAUGAAAGGAAAUUUAUAUGCUCGCAAUCGAGAGAAAGGACCUGCUUUUGCUGGUUUAUACAACAAAAUUACACAGCGGCAACCUUUACCGAAAGGUAAAAACCAAGCUGGAAGAAUCAAACGAGCACAGAAUACAGUAAAAAAGACACCAGCAUCUUUCUUUGACAGCCUCACUAUUAAAGAAUACAAACAUGAAACUGAUACAAUAGACAAAAUACUCAAGGACUGAACAUUGUAAAAUUAUACGUCUCUUGAAGGUGUAUUAAACAAUAUGAUACUACAAUUUAGAAAAAUAUUAAACUGAAGAUUAUUGUGUACUAUAGUAUGAUGGCAGUGAAUUAAGAGAUUAGUAUAUGUUUAAAAUGUGUAACAAAUGAAAAUAAACGUUAAUAUGUAUAUAUACAGAACA